Cinclus cinclus is the source of this 3072-nucleotide messenger RNA. Its product is annotated as 3'-5' RNA helicase YTHDC2-like. The transcript is spliced from 23 exons. Gene Ontology annotation, molecular function: RNA binding; ATP binding; protein binding. Gene Ontology annotation, cellular component: intracellular anatomical structure. Bases 1 to 3072 code for a protein of 1023 amino acids. The record is from RefSeq and is a predicted model, not a curated record. Lineage: Eukaryota; Metazoa; Chordata; Aves; Passeriformes; Cinclidae.
AUGUCGCGACACAGGCGGGUCUCGUGCCGGCAGCCCAGCGGGGCCAGGGGGGGCUCGGCUGCCUCCGCCGCGGUGCGCGCCCGGGCCGAGGCCCUCAGGGAGGUCGUCGUGGACGAGGAGGUGGAGAUUGCGGUGCAGCUCGCCCUGGAGCGGUUCCGGAGCGGGGACGAGGCGGAGUUGGAAUUUCCUUCUAGUUUCACUAGUACUGAAAGAGCAUUUGUUCGCCGGCGCUGUCAGUCUCUUGGACUGGUACCUAAAAGCAAAGGAAAAGGAGCCAAUCGAUACCUGACUGCAAGGAAGAAGGAUGUGUCAGAACUGACGCAUGCAGUCAUGACUUGUGACUUGGCUCUCCGUACAAGACACAUUGUUUGGAGUGUAAUUGAGAGCUUUCCUGUCACAAAUAAGGAACACACAGAACUCCUGCCAAGGUCAGAGCGAGGAAAUACCUGUGCUGUUGAAUCUGAAAACAAAGAAGUGAACAAGAGAAGUUGUCGACUUAAUGAUGGUAUCCCCCAGAUCCCAGUGAAAAGAGGGGAAUCAGAGUUUGAUUCCUUCAGGCAAUCACUACCAGUUUUUGAAAAACAGGAAGAAAUCGUCCAAAUAAUAAAGGACAAUAAAAUCGUUUUGAUUAUAGGAGAGACUGGAUCAGGAAAAACUACUCAAAUCCCUCAGUUUAUCCUUGAUGACUGCUGCAAGAAUGGAACUCCCUGUCGUGUGUUUUGUACCCAGCCAAGACGUUUAGCAGCUGUUGCUGCGGCUGAAAGGGUUGCAGCAGAAAGAAAAGAGAAGAUUGGCCAGACGAUUGGUUACCAGAUCCGCUUAGAAAGCAGGGUUUCUCCAAAGACACUGGUAACAUUCUGCACUAAUGACAUGCUCCUUGGCACGCUGAUGGCAGGAGACAGCACCCUCUCCACCGUGACUCAUGUUAUUGUGGAUGAAGUACAUGAGAGGGAUAGGUUUAGCGACUUCUUGCUAAUAAAACUGAGAGAUGUGCUGCAAAACCAGCCUAAUUUAAAGCUAAUUAUUUCUAGUGCUGCUCUAGAUGCAAAUCUCUUUAUUAGAUAUUUUGGAAGCUGCCCAGUAAUACAUAUCCAAGGAAGAGCUUUUGAAGUUAAAGAGAUGUUUCUGGAGGACAUUUUACGAAGCACUGGGUAUACAAACAAAGAGAUGGUAAAGUACAAAAAUGAGAAGCACCAAGAAGAGAAGCAGAAGAACACUCUCGCUGAGUGGUGUUCAGCUGAAGAAAACACUCACAAACUGGCAUCUCGGAGACAAAAAUUGAUUCCAAAGGCAAAUGAAGAGUACAAAUGGUUGGAUGAUGGUGGUGACACAGUAUUUAAUCAACUCAUGGAGAAAGAUGUGAAUUGCCUUGAACCAUGGAUAGUAAAAGAAAUGGAUUCCUGUCUUUCUGACAUCUGGUUACAUAAAGAUAUUGAUUCCUUUGCUCACGUGUUCCAUCUUAUUUUAACUGAAAAUGUCAGUGUUGAUUAUAGGCACAGUGAAACCGGUGCAACUGCUCUGAUGAUUUCUUCAGGGAGAGGCUUUUUGAGUCAAAUAGAACAGCUGAUCAGCAUGGGAGCAAGUAUCCACUUCAAAUCAUCCAAUGGCUGGAUGGCUGUGGACUGGGCUAGGCAUUUUGGACAAACAGAGGUUAUUGAUCUAUUGGAAUCCUACAGUGCUUCAUUCGGAUUUGGAAAUCUGGAUGAAAGUUCCCUGGUCCAAAACAGCGGUAGUGACCUUAGAGCAGAGGACAGAGAGCUACUGACAGCUUAUCAUCACAGUUUUGAUGAUGAAAAAGUGGAUCUGGAUCUGAUAAUGCACUUACUUCACACCAUCUGUCAUAGUUGUGGUGCAGGAGCAAUUUUAAUAUUUCUUCCUGGAUACGAUGAGAUAGUGAGCCUGAGGGAUCGCAUUCUUUUUGAUGACAAAAAAUUUGCUGAUAAUGCUCACAGAUACCGAGUUUUCUUGCUUCAUUCAAGUGUGCAGACUUUGGAUCAGAAGAAAGUGCUUGAAACUCCACCUUCUGGCAUCCGCAAAAUUAUUCUUUCUACUAAUAUUGCAGAAACAAGCAUAACGGUCAGUGAUGUUGUGUUUGUCAUUGACUCAGGCAAGGUGAAAGAGAUGUCUUUUGAUCCACGGAGUCGUGUUACAAUGCUAAAAAUGGGGUGGAUUUCAAAAGCCAGCGCUAUCCAGAGGAAAGGAAGGGCUGGGCGCUGUCAGCCUGGAGUCUGUUUUCGUCUCUUCAGCAGGCUCCGAUUUCAGAAUAUGUUAGAAUUUCAGUCUCCAGAGCUUCUAAGAAUUCCACUUCAGGAGAUUUGUUUGUACACAAAACUUCUGGCUCCAACUAAUUGUCCAGUUAUAGACUUUCUUAUGAGAGCUCCUGAUCCUCCACCUGCUGUAACUGUGAGAAAUGCUGUACAUAUGCUUAAGACCAUAGAUGCCAUGGACCCUUGGGAAGAUCUCACUGAGCUUGGUUAUCAUCUCACUGAAUUACCUGUAGAGCCACACCUCGGUAAAAUGGUGUUGUAUGCUGUAGUUCUGAAGUGCCUGGAUCCUGUUCUGACCAUUGCCUGUGCUCUUGCCUGCCAAGACCCUUUUGUGCUGCCCAUGCUGGCCUCCCAAAAGCGUGCAGCCAUGCUGUGCAGGAAGCGUUUUGCUGCAGGGACGUUCAGUGACCACAUGGCCCUGCUCAGGGCUUUCCAGGCUUGGCAGAAGGCACGCAGUGACGGCUGGGAGAGAACCUUCUGUGAAAAGAACUUCCUAUCCCAAGCCACAAUGGAAAUCAUCGUAGGAAUGAGAACACAGUUGCUUGGCCAGCUUAGAGCCUCAGGUUUUGUGAGAGCCAGAGGAGGAGCUGAUAUUAGAGAUGUCAAUACUAACUCUGAGAACUGGGCUGUAAUUAAAGCUGCCUUAGUGGCUGGCAUGUAUCCCAAUCUUGUUCAUAUAGACAGAGAAAGCCUGGUGUUGACUGAACCAAAGGAGAAGAAAGUGCGAUUUCAUCCUACCUCUGUUCUUGGUCAGUCUCAGUAUAAAAAGGAAUCGCAGUGUACAAAGGAGGUGAUGCUGCUUUAG